AUGACAAGUAGUUGCGGAUGACAUGACGCUCUUCUCGUGUGUUGUUUAUUGGUGAAGAGUUUCUCAAAAUAUGACAAAAAUAUUGCUUUUAUGAUAACUUAUCAGUGGCUAUUAUUUAGUAUUAACAAUAUUUUCAUAUAAACAAUUUAAGAAAUAUCCAAAAUGUCCGAGGAAGUGAUAAAACACUCUGUCCACACAUUGGUGUUCAGAUCUUUGAAACGAUCUCAUGAUAUGUUUCUAUCCAACCAAGGACUGUUGCCGCCAAUUGAUGAAAAAGCAGAAAAGAUUCUCAAAGGAGUGAAAGCUCGUGACAGUUAUGGACAGGUGAUGGACACAGUACAGCUUGCUCAAGCUGUCAAACAGCAGGAUAUGAGGAUGCAGACUGAUAUCACUACUGAUAAUGGAGAAUUAGCAGAGACAGCAGCACUUGGAUCAGAAGGAGCCCUAGUUCCCUUCACUGGUCCCACACCCACGGCAGCCGCACCUUCAGGAGCUCUCGCCGUGCCUAGAAAACCUCCAGCGAUGCCCAAACCCAAGUGGCAUGCACCAUGGAAACUAUUCCGAGUUAUCUCUGGACAUUUGGGUUGGGUGCGCUGUGUGGCUGUUGAACCUGGCAAUGAAUGGUUUGCUACAGGCGCUGCAGACAGAGUUAUAAAGAUCUGGGACUUGGCGAGCGGCAAGUUAAAAGUAUCGCUCACUGGACACGUCAGCACCGUACGAGGUUUAGAAGUAUCUUCAAGACACCCAUACUUGUUCAGUUGUGGUGAAGAUAGACAAGUCAAAUGCUGGGAUUUGGAAUACAAUAAGGUCAUUCGUCAUUACCACGGACAUCUAUCAGCUGUAUACACGAUAUCCCUUCACCCAACUAUCGAUGUACUAGUUACUGCGGGACGGGACGCCACAGCCCGGGUCUGGGAUAUGAGGACUAAGGCUAAUGUACACACCCUCACUGGACAUACUGACACCAUUGCAUCGCUGGCGUGCCAAGCUGCAGAGCCUCAGAUUAUAACCGGCUCCCACGACUCAACGAUUCGUCUCUGGGAUUUAGCAGCUGGAAAAUCGAUGUGCACACUAACAAAUCAUAAGAAGUCAGUGCGUUCCAUAGUCAUACACCCAACGCUGUACACAUUUGCAUCCGCUUCCCCGGACAAUAUCAAACAAUGGAAGUGUCCGGAGGGCAAGUUCAUACAGAAUUUGUCUGGUCAUAAUGCCAUUGUGAACUGUAUGGCUGUCAACCCUGAAGGUGUAUUAGUCAGUGGGGGGGACAACGGAACUAUGUACUUCUGGGAUUGGAGGACUGGAUACAAUUUCCAGAGGUUGCAGGCCGCCGUACAACCAGGCUCAAUGGAUUCAGAAGCCGGUAUCUUCGCGAUGACCUUCGACAACUCGGGUUCCCGUCUCAUCACCACGGAGGCUGACAAGACUAUCAAGAUAUACCGAGAGGACGACACAGCCUCCGAGGAGACGCAUCCCAUCAACUGGAGACCAGAGAUAUUGAAGAGGAGAAAGUUCUAGAUAGAUUUUAUAAUACUAGUAAUUAAUAAAAGGAUUUUUGGCGCAGCG
Messenger RNA from Spodoptera exigua (beet armyworm), 1563 nucleotides. NCBI's taxonomy places the organism in Eukaryota, Metazoa, Arthropoda, Insecta, Lepidoptera, Noctuidae. The record is from the annotation of a GenBank genome assembly.